Bipolaris maydis ATCC 48331 is the source of this 1833-nucleotide messenger RNA. RefSeq names its product mitochondrial 37S ribosomal protein mS47. NCBI's taxonomy places the organism in Eukaryota, Fungi, Ascomycota, Dothideomycetes, Pleosporales, Pleosporaceae. Gene Ontology annotation, cellular component: mitochondrion. Gene Ontology annotation, biological process: L-valine catabolic process. The record is from RefSeq and is a predicted model, not a curated record. Gene Ontology annotation, molecular function: 3-hydroxyisobutyryl-CoA hydrolase activity.
AGCAAAGACACAACUGAUUUAUCUUCCUUUUUUCUCUACUCAGUUUGGGCUUUCUCAACUCACCGGCAAGGUUGAGAGGAAUCAAUCUCACCAUCUCGGCGUGUAGGCUAGAUCCGCCGGUUGCCCAAGGUGGUGCCGGCCUCGACAUCUCAAUUUGCGGGUACUUAGUACGUACGUACCCGAGGCUCAACUCGGUCGGUAGCGUCGGUGAAAGUUACAUCGUCAUAUCCCAAACACCACAUAUGUCUCUCAGUACACUGACAAGAGCGCCGCUGAGCUGCGUCUCGCGGACCCGUGCUACUUGCAUCAUGCCAUUGCGUGCAAACAUCACAAAUCCCGCCUGGAGGAGCGGGUCAAGACUGUAUGCCACGCCGACAGCAGACCUCCUGAAGGCAGAAAAGGAAGACGACCCCGACGAUGUCAUUUUCACCAACAACUAUGGCGUGCGCAGCAUCGAACUCAAUCGGCCUAAGAAGCUCAACUCGCUCAAUGGCUCCAUGGUGCGCAAGAUCAUUCCGAGGAUGCAAGAGUGGGAAAAGUCGGAACUAGCGGGUGUCGUUGUGAUCAAAGGCAGCGGUCGCGCAUUCUGUGCCGGCGGCGAUGUCGCGGCAUUGGCAGCGUGGAACCAGCAGGGACCAAAGGGACAGCAGAGGAGCGCAGACUACUUCGGCCUGGAAUACAAGCUGGAUCACCUGAUUGCUACCUACACCAAGCCGUAUGUCGCCUUCAUGGAUGGCAUCACCAUGGGUGGGGGCGUCGGACUGUCGAUGCACGCGCCUUUCCGCAUCGCGACUGAAAACACCGUCUUCGCCAUGCCAGAGACCACCAUUGGUUUCUUUCCAGACGUUGGUGCCUCCUUCUUCCUGCCACGCUUGGAAGGUGCGCUCGGUACCUACCUGGCCCUUACAUCGGAGCAGCUCAAGGGUGUGGAUGCCUUCCACCACGGCGUCGCAACCCAUUAUAUCCACUCCUCCACUCUGCAGCAGCUCGAGGCACGUCUCGCCGAACUCCAGUUCCCCGACUACAUGAGGCUCCACGAGCGCUUUAAAAUCAUCAAUGCUACCAUUGAGGAGUUCAGCACCGGCCUACCUACGGAGCGACCACAUAUCUCUGGUGAACUGCGCAGGACAAUCGACAGUGUCUUCCACGUUGACCAGCCGGGAAUCAUGGACAUCAUGGCAUCUCUUGAGAAAGUCAAGAAAACGCAUGCAAACCCCGAAAUCCAAACGUGGGCUGACAAGACCAUUCAAACCAUCAACAGUCGCUCUCCUAUCUCUGUUGCUGUGGCUCUCAGGCAGAUGCAGAUCGGCCGCCAAUGGUCUAUCGCGCAAGCAUUCCAGAGAGAGUACUCUAUUGCUUCCAAGUUCAUGGCUCACCCCGAUUUCGUCGAAGGUGUGACAGCGCGCCUUGUCGAGCGCAAGAAGGAGCGACCCAACUGGAAGCCUAACACCCUUGAUGAGGUCAAAAAGAGUCAGGUCGAUACGUUCUUUGAAUUUGGUAGGGAGCCGCCACUUCCGCUUAUUAGCCAAGCAGACUACACGGAAUACCCACAUGCAUGGAUUGGGCUACCAAGAGAGGAUGAGAUUCUUAGGGAAGCAGCAGGCAAAAAGACCGAGGACGUUGUCGUCAAGUUGCUAGAAAAGUACGAGGGCAAGCAAGGUGUCAGGGAGAAAAUUGCCGAGGUUCUUGACAGAUUUCAAAAGUAGAAAGGUAUCCACCUUGACCAAACCCAUUGAUCGGUUGUUUGAGUCCAACUGCUCGUAUCAAAAACCCAUACGUGCUGAAUUUACUCAGCCUUGAUUAUUCACCAAAUUUCUGGUUUCUGUUGUUUCU